AAUGUCAGCCGCUGAACUGAGGGGCUUCUCCUGUCCCUGGAACCCGUAGGCCUUGGGGUGACUGUCACCGCGGUCUCCUCGGAGCGUGGGUCUCGAACCCUGGCCAGCUACGGCGGUCGCGGUUCCCCGGUGCCUUCCAGACGCUGUCUGGCGAGAUCGGCGGUGAACAGAUAUGGUCCAGACUCUACAUGAACAACCUGGGUCAGACUGAGUGACUUCAAUAAUGAGUGGUGCAGCAUUGGGACUCGAGAUUGUUUUUGUCUUUUUUCUGGCAUUAUUCCUACUUCAUCGAUAUGGAGACUUUAAGAAACAACAUAGACUUGUAAUUGUUGGAACACUGCUUGCUUGGUAUCUCUGCUUUCUCAUUGUCUUCAUCUUGCCACUGGAUGUUAGUACGACAAUAUACAACCGGUGUAGGCAUGCUGCUGCAAACUCAAGCCCUCCUGAGAGUAGCAAUGUUACAGGGUCCUAUGCAACUGUCAUCCCAGCUACGAGACAACACCCAUGUUUCAAACCAUGGAGUUAUAUCCCUGAUGGAAUCAUGCCAAUUUUCUGGAGGGUGGUAUAUUGGACAUCACAAUUUUUAACUUGGAUUUUGUUACCUUUUAUGCAGUCAUAUGCAAGAUCUGGUGGAUUUUCCAUUACAGGAAAGAUAAAAACUGCAUUGAUUGAGAAUGCAAUCUACUAUGGCACCUAUUUGCUGAUUUUUGGAGCAUUCUUAAUAUAUGUAGCUGUAAAUCCACGUUUGCAUUUAGAAUGGAACCAACUCCAGACAAUCGGGAUAGCUGCUGCCAAUACAUGGGGUCUUUUUCUUCUCGUGUUGUUGUUAGGGUAUGGUUUGGUGGAAAUUCCUCGUUCAUACUGGAAUGGAGCAAAAAGGGGUUAUCUACUUAUGAAGACUUAUUUUAAGGCAGCCAAACUGAUGACAGAGAAAGCAGAUGCAGAAGAGAAUUUAGAGGAUGUUAUGGAGGAGGUUCGUAAAGUAAAUGAAAGCAUCAAAUAUAACCACCCAUUGAGAAAAUGUGUUGAUACCAUACUUAAAAAGUGUCCUACAGAGUAUCAAGAAAAAAUGGGUAGGAACAUGGAUGAUUAUGAAGAUUUUGAUGAAAAGCGCAAUACUUACCCAAGUGAAAAAAGUCUAGUGAAACUACAUAAACAGGUGAUUUAUUCAGUACAGAGGCACCGUCGAACUCAAGUGCAAUGGCAAAUUCUUUUGGAACAAGCAUUUUAUCUGGAGGAUGUAGCAAAAAAUGAAACUAGUGCCACUCAUCAGUUUGUUCACACGUUUCAAUCCCCAGAGCCAGAAAAUCGGUUUAUUCAGUAUUUUUAUAAUCCUACAGUUGAGUGGUACUGGGAAUGUCUUUUGAGACCAUGGUUUUACAGGAUACUUGCUGUGGUGUUAUCCAUUUUCUCUGUGAUUGUUGUGUGGUCAGAGUGCACAUUCUUUAGCACAACUCCUGUCUUAUCCCUGUUCGCAGUCUUCAUCCAACUUGCAGAAAAAACAUACAAUUAUAUUUAUAUUGAGAUUGCUUGCUUCCUUUCCAUCUUCUUUCUAAGUAUCUGUGUUUAUUCUACUGUAUUCAGGAUUCGUGUAUUUAACUAUUAUUACUUGGCUUCUCAUCACCAGACUGAUGCUUACAGUCUUCUUUUCAGUGGCAUGUUGUUUUGCCGUUUGACUCCUCCAUUAUGUCUUAAUUUCUUGGGUUUGACCCAUAUGGAUGCAUCCAUCUCUCACCAGAAUACUCAGCCAACUGCUUAUACAUCUAUUAUGGGUUCCAUGAAAGUUUUAUCCUUUAUUGCAGAUGGAUUCUACAUAUAUUACCCUAUGUUGGUAGUAAUCCUCUGCAUUGCAACUUACUUUAGUUUAGGAACCCGUUGCUUGAAUCUGCUUGGUUUCCAACAGUUCAUGGGAGAUAAUGAUAUGACAUCAGACUUAGUUGAUGAAGGGAAGGAAUUAAUCAGACGAGAGAAGAGGAAAAGGCAAAGACAAGAAGAAGGUGAAAAUCGAAGAAGAGAAUGGAAAGAACGAUAUGGACACAAUAGAGAAGAUUCUACCAGAAAUAGAAAUGUUCAUCCUGAUCCCAAAGAGUCCAAUUUCUCAGAUAUUAAUACCAAUUGGUCAUCCAAGUAUACUAGGGCUAACAAUAGGACUGAAAGGGACCGAAUAGAACUUCUUCAAGAUGCAGAACCUUUGGAUUUUAAUGCAGAAACAUUCACUGAUGAUCCUCUUGAAUCUGAAUCAGGAAGGUAUCAGCCUGGUGGUCGAUAUCUUUCAAUGUCCUCCAGUGUAAUAUUUGAAGAUAUUUAAAAUCAGAAAAAAAAUUAUGGAACAACUAAUCUAAAACAACACAUCAGUUCAGCCUUUAUGGAUGUUUGUGUGCUCCCAAAAUUCCUCUGUACUCUUGAUAAAAAGUGUCAGGAAAACAAAACGUUACAGAUAAUUAAUUACAUCUUAGUACUAAUAGGUUGUUUAGUUCACUGAAUUGAGUAUCAUCUUUGCUAAUAGGAUUUGUUACAUACCAUUCUCUAAGUAUCUGCCUUAGAAGUACACCUAUAGUGGAAGGGUUUGACUCAUGAUAAAGACCAAUGUAUAUUGAGAAUGUGUAAUUAAGUUUGUUUCAGAUUAAUUUUUUUUCAGGAGGCAAAGGUUCAAGGAAGCCAUACGUCACACUAAGUGAUAACGCAGUUUUGUAAUUACGAUUUACAUUUUUGCUGUUUCUAAAACGUAGGUUCAACUUGUACUUACUUAAGGAAACAUAUGUGAAAGAAGACCUCAGAUAAUGUUGGUAUUCACGAAACCAAUGUCUUAAAAUAAGUCUUAUCAGACAUAGCUGAAUGUAAGAAGCUCUUUUUCAAAUAUGUAUGCAAAUUAAUGGGAUUUUUUGCAUGUAUAACUAAGAUUAUACAUCCACUGACAAUGUCUUUAGCAUGUGUUCUCUAAUUAAGUAAUAUGUCAUUCUUUUCAGUCUUUUUUAAAAAAACAUUUUUAAAAAUGUUUUUGGUAUUAUUGCUUUGAAAAGAUUUUCAUUUUAGAAAGAAAACUCACCUUUGGUAUUACCAUAUUGGCAUAAGUGUUGAUUAUUCCAUUCAAGGAGAAACUCUAAGCACUAAUGGUAAAUAGGAGGUUUUUUUUUUGUUUUUUGUUUUUUUUAAUAGCCAAAGAAUUCCACAAAAAUUCUCUACUACUUAAAGGUGCCCAUUUUCACUUUUUGAAAAGAAAACAUCUGGUUAUAUAAAGCAAAAAUAUGAAUGCAUUUACUUUUAUUACUAGAACUUAAAUUGGGGCUUAUAGAAAAUAGCAAAAUAAUAUUAAAAUGGAAAUCUGUAAUAAUAAUUUUUAAAUGUGCUUAUAAUUUUAAAUUGACUAUUUUAACCUUUGUGUUUAAGCCAAACAGAUAUUAUCUUUUGACACACUGGUGAAUAUGAUUGAGCACAACGUACUUGCCGGGAAUUUUUUAUGGUCCUAAAGUAUCUGUAAUUCUUUCAGAAUCAAUUCUACAUUGGGUGACCAUAUUUAAACUUGCCCAGGAUAGUCUCAGUUUAUUAUCUAUUAUCCUUGUAAUUAUGACUAGUGCUCCCUUAAACUCUCAAGUUUCUUUAUUGAAGUUCAAUUAUAUGGUCAUCCUAAGAAUAUGAUUUAUGGUUCUUUCCUUUUUUUUU
Dipodomys ordii (Ord's kangaroo rat) is the source of this 3660-nucleotide messenger RNA. It is a transcript of the gene Lmbrd2, whose product is annotated as LMBR1 domain containing 2. Gene Ontology annotation, biological process: adrenergic receptor signaling pathway. Gene Ontology annotation, cellular component: membrane. The transcript is spliced from 18 exons. NCBI's taxonomy places the organism in Eukaryota, Metazoa, Chordata, Mammalia, Rodentia, Heteromyidae. The coding region runs from base 224 to 2308 and encodes 694 amino acids. The record is from RefSeq and is a predicted model, not a curated record.